AUGAAAGAAUUGUUCAAAGCACAAUUGAAGCUGCAAAGCUACAUUUGCAAUUUUUAUACUAAUACCGUUGAAAAGGCCACAUUAGAAAGUCGGACUGUUAGUUAUUAUAAAGCUCGACUAGAGUUGAUAGCUAGUUACUGGGCCAAAUACACUGCAAAUCACGAUAAGUUGAUCAUUGAGGAAGAUGCUAACGCGGAACUUGCCUACUUCAAAGACGAUUUUUAUACGACUUGCGAAGCUGAAUUUGCAAUCGCAAUGGGUCGGAUACGCGAUAAGAUUACCGAACUCCAACCUCCCGCGCCGAGUCAAGAUUUGCCAGCACCGACUUCAAUAGUGCAGAAUAUCACUAAUUCUGCGCCUCACGUUGCACUUCCUCCUAUUGCAUUGCCCACGUUUUCCGGUAAGCAGGGUGAAUGGGAAAGCUUUAAGCAGCGAUUUUGUUCUCUUGUAAAAGACAAAUCAAAUAUCUCCCGAGUAGAAAAAUUGCAGCAUUUAUUAAAUGCAGUACAUGGUCAAGCUGCACAUCGUCUCAAAGGUCUUGACGUUAUCGACGCGAAUUUUGAUGUUGCUUGGGAAAAACUUGUGCGCCGUUAUGACAACCCACGUAUCCGACUCUUUUCAACACUCGAAAGCUUGCUUCAGUUAUCUUCAAACAAAGCUCGCAGCGCACAAGACCUUAAUGAGUUAAUCGAUACUACCGAAGAAUCUGUUCGAGCUCUUCGCGACUUAAACUGCCCAGUCGAACAUUACGACAAUUGGAUUGUUCACUGUGUUGUCCGUAAGCUCGAUGCUGGCUCUCGCGAAGCUUGGGAAGCGUCCCAGUCGAACGUGGACGGUUUUUCAACAUUUAAGGCGUUAAUCAAUUUUUUGGAGAAGCGUAUUCAAACGCUAGAACAAGCGCAUUCUUAUGUAGACAAAUGUGAGUCUUCAAGCAAGCAAUCAAGUAACUCGACACCUCGCAAAUCGAAUAAAGUUACCGUGAAUAACGCGCAAACGGUGGAUCAAUCUGAACCUAAAUCGAGUCCCUUGUGUGACUUAUGCAAAGGUCCUCAUUGGUUACAUCGUUGUAGCCAUUUUAAUGCAAAGUCGCAGUCUCAGCGUUUGGAUUUUUGUAAGGGUUCGAAGCUUUGUCUCAAUUGUUUAAGAAAAGGACAUAAGGCCUCUAAAUGUCCGUCAUCUAACCGUUGUUUCAAAUGUCAACUCGCGCAUCAUACGAAAUUGCACUCAGAAGACAAUUCACAGAACAAAGGCUCAGGCUAUCGGAUAGGUAAUUCGUUCGCUGAUAACGGGUCCCAGCCUACCGGUACCUCUGCAAACUCUGACGAAUCGUACAGUCAUGUCGCAUCACACAGUGCGUCGGUUGGAGCCUCAGUGCUUCUUGCUACGGCUAAAAUCUUGAUAUCAAACGCGUUAGGUAAGAAGCUGACUGUUCGGGCCCUGAUCGAUCCUUGUGCCGAACGAUGCUUUAUAUCGCAACGGGUAGUGCAACAGCUUAAGCUUGAUUCGGAAAAGACUUCAAUCUCGGUGAUAGGCGUCGGUUCCGAAAAGACAUCAACUUGCAAGACCAUAGCUCACGGUAUUUUACAAUCAAGUACCGACAAAAGCUUCGCUAUGGGUUUUUCCGCGCUUGUGCUAAAUGAACUAACUCGUUGUCUGCCCAAAGACAGGGUCGUGUCAGGGAAUUGGCCCCAUCUUCGUGGUUUAAUUCUAGCAGACCCUCAAUUUUCGGAACCCGCGAAGGUUGAUUGCAUACUUGGUGCAGACAUAUACCCUAUCCUUAUGCUUGAAGGCAUGCGUAGAGGACCAAUGGGUACUCCGUGUGCUCAGCAGUCUGUCUUCGGCUGGCUGCUUACCGGAGCCAUUUCACCCAUCAACACUUACAACCAAAAGCCAGUUCGUGUAUUUCAUUUAACGACUGAGCCCUCGCUUUCACAGCAACUCACGCAGUUCUGGGAGAUCGAAGAAAUUCCGCGCAAGGCACUUUUGACUCCUGACGAACAGCGUUGUGAACAACACUUUGUCGACACACAUUAUCGCGAACAGAACGGACGCUUUGUAGUCCGAUUGCCUUUCGCAAAGCAACCCAAGUUUUCCGGUUCUCGAGAUGUCGCGGCUGCAUGUUUGCGUAGAUCUGAGAAGCGAUUGCAGCGUGAUAUGCAACUCGCCGAGCGUUAUCAAGCCUUCAUGCUUGAAUACCUGGAGUUAAAUCACAUGGAGCCCGUUCCUUCUCAUCAGGUGCUCAAUCCUGGAUUUUAUUUGCCUCACCAUGCGGUGGUGAGACCUGAAAACCCUGCGAAAAUACGCGUAGUCUUCAACGCAUCGCAGAAAUCGCAAAAUGGUCUAUCACUAAAUGAUAUGCUUUUGUCAGGACCUAAGCUUCAAGCAGACAUCUCAAUAGUUUUAUCUCUUUGGCGUCGAUUUAGAUUCGCCUUUACUACUGAUGUUAUUAAGAUGUUUCGCCAGAUAAAGGUUCAUCAGGAUGACGCUGACUGGCAACGAAUACUUUGGCGAGACAACACUAGCAAGCCAAUUCAGGAUUACAGAUGCAUCACGGUGACGUACGGUACUUCGUCUGCUCCCUUUCUGGCUCUUCGGGUUAUGAAGCAAAUUGCAACUGACGGUUCACUGGACUAUCCGGAAGGUGCUUCAAUUCUUCGUCAUACACUUUACGUUGACGACCUCUUCGGCGGAGCGGACACUAUCAAUGAAGCCGUACGCCGCCGCGAGCAACUGAUCAAUCUUCUGGGAUCAGCAGGCAUGGUCCUGGAUAAGUGGGCAGCAAAUUCCUUGGAUCUGCUAGCAGGUUUGAAUUCAUCUUCUGCAACUGAAGUUGAAUUGAAUCAAAACGAGGUAAAAUCUACCCUUGGUAUUAAAUGGCUUCCAAAGGACGAUGUUUUUUCGUUCACAGCAACAGUAACUCAAGCGACUUGCGUUACCAAAAGGUCGAUAUUGUCUGAAGUCGCUCGAUUAUUUGAUCCUCUAGGUUGGUUGGCGCCCAUGAUUAUCGUGGCCAAAGUAAUCAUGCAAGAUCUUUGGCUGGACCACAUCGACUGGGAUACGCCUGUUCCUGAUCAACUUCAUUCCCGCUGGUUUGAAUUCCAAGCUGGACUCGCAGAAAUACCGAGGAUCCGGAUUCCACGAUGGCUUAACACCCUGGAAAGUGAUGACUGGCAACUGCACGGAUUUGCCGACGCUUCGCAGAGAGCGUAUGCAGCUGCUCUAUACGUAGUCAUUCCAGGACGCCAACCCAUGCUGCUCACGGCAAAAACAAAGGUCGCCCCCACAAAGGUCCAAUCAUUGCCACGGCUCGAAUUGUGUGGGGCCACAUUACUAGCUCGGUUGAUUUCACACACUUUGGACGCAAGUCAACAACCACCAGCAUCAAUUCACUGUUGGUCGGAUUCACGAGUCGUGUUGGAAUGGUUGAAAGGACACCCAUCCAAGUGGCAAACCUUCAUUGCCAAUCGUACUAGCGAGAUAAUUACAAGCUUACCAACAGCGACUUGGAGACACGUCAGAUCUGCAGACAACGCUGCUGAUUGCGCUUCAAGAGGUGUCUCAACGGCUGAUCUUGCUGAGCACAAGCUUUGGUGA
Copidosoma floridanum is the source of this 3594-nucleotide messenger RNA. RefSeq lists its product as uncharacterized. Lineage: Eukaryota; Metazoa; Arthropoda; Insecta; Hymenoptera; Encyrtidae. The record is from RefSeq and is a predicted model, not a curated record.